AUGUCGUUGCUUCGCCGAUCCUCUCGCAGCUUGGCUCACGCGCCUUGCUCCGGGGGGCCGCCGCGUCGCGAGCGCCAAUGCAGCGACUCUACUCGACGCCGGCUGCGCCAGCAGCGCCGGAAAGUCGUCGCGUACCACCUGCUCGUCUCGGCCGCGCUCGUGUUCUUGAUCAUCAUUGUGGGCGGUAUUACGCGUCUGACCGAGUCGGGUCUCUCCAUCACCGAGUGGAACCCCGGCCUGAAGGGCAUGCGGCUGCCGCAGACGGACGAGGAGUGGCAUGCCGAGUGGGACAAGUACAAAGAGUCGCCUGAAUUCAAGAUGCUGAACUCGAAAAUGACGCUGGACGACUUCAAGUCGAUUUUCAUGUGGGAGUGGUCUCACCGCAUCCUCGGCCGCUUUAUUGGUGCGUUCUUUGUGGUGCCGGCUGCCCUAUUUGCGAUGCGCCGUGGCAUGACGACGCGCAGCACGCGCUGGAAGCUCUUGGCGAUUGCAGCGGGUAUUGGUUUCCAGGGCUUUUUGGGCUGGUACAUGGUCGCUAGUGGCCUCAAGAACCCGUACGAGCUGGAGCCAGUUUCGACGCAGCCGCGUCCUGACUGGACGCCGCGCGUCGACCACUUCCGUCUGGCGGCGCAUCUCGGCACGGCCUUUGUGGUCUACAUGGGUAUGGUGUAUACGGCUGUGGAGAUCCUGCGUGAUGCCUCGGUGGCCAAGAAGCUCAAGUCGGCGUCGCCGGCAGAAAAGGACCAUGUGCUCGCAACGUUCCUGCGCAGUCUGCAGAACCCGACUACGCGUCGCUUCCGCGGCGUAGCACUGGCGAUGCUCGCGUUCACGUUCACGACAGCCAUGUAUGGCGCAUUUGUCGCAGGCCUCGACGCGGGUCUCGUGUACAGCGAGUUUCCUUUCAUGGGCGAGCGCCGGCUGCUACCGCCGAAGGACGAGCUCCUGGACCCCCGCUAUGGUAUCCGCAACGGCCUCAAGCCAUCGACUGAUACCCAGCUGGUGUUCGGCAACGUGACGCAGAACCCGGUCACCGUGCAGGCCAUCCACCGCUACCUGGGUCUGUCCACACUGGGUCUCAUGUUCGGGUUUUUGUACUACGCCAAGCGCGUCAAAGAAAGCCUGCCCAAGGCGGCACCUCGCUUCGCCACGGGCGCCGCUCACAUGACCGGCUUGCAGGCGUUGCUGGGUAUCACGACGCUCAUCUACAUGGUACCCAUCCCGCUUGCGUCGCUGCACCAGGCCGGCUCAGUGGUCGUUCUGACGAUGCUCACUUGUGUAUUGGCUGUGACACGCAAGCCGAGCCAGGCCUUCCAAGCCUUGGCCAAAGCGCGUCAGCACGCGACGGCCGCGGCCCGCCCCUAG
Molecule: messenger RNA, 1362 nt
Organism: Malassezia sympodialis ATCC 42132
Lineage: Eukaryota; Fungi; Basidiomycota; Malasseziomycetes; Malasseziales; Malasseziaceae
Gene: COX15
Exons: 2
Coding region: 1-1362 (453 amino acids)
Biological process (GO): heme A biosynthetic process
Cellular component (GO): mitochondrial inner membrane
Molecular function (GO): oxidoreductase activity, acting on NAD(P)H, heme protein as acceptor
Source: RefSeq, a predicted model, not a curated record